AUGAAGAUUGAAAUAAGUGCCAUAUUAUUAUUAAGUUCUUUAACAAUAGUCGUAUCCAAGUCUUUCGAUUUGCAAAAGCUUAAAGAAGCAAACAUAAAUGACAUAGACAACGAUAUCAUAGACUUCGACGAUACAUAUUCAGUCAAAUAUGAUAAAAAGUAUGAAGUCCUUCCUUGGGAUGAAAAUAAUUUUCAUAAAGAUAAUUAUAAGUAUACUAUAGAAAAACAAGAAAAGAAAAUUAAAGAUCAAAAUGUAGUUAAUAUUAAGACUACAUCAGAUCCAGCGACUGAAAGUAUACAAAAAACAACAGAACUUAAUCUUAUACCUUUAGAGCUAUUAAGUACAACUGAAAGCGUAUCUGCUAGUGUAACAGAACAUACGCUAGAACCUGAUUUAACUGUGAUACCUCUGAGUACCACACAACAAGUACCACUUAAAAUUAUCAUUAAUCAAACUGUAACAAUACCACCAUCAACUGAAUUAUCAGAAGAUUUUAAUUUCACGACUGUGUUUUAUGAAAUGACAACAAAAGGAUUAAGUUUAAACGAGAGUACAGAAAAUAGUACAGCAGAAAUAACAACCAAUGACAAAUACACAUUUGAGCCUGUAACAAGCGACCCGGUCGUCACAUAUUUAUUAGAAGAAGAUUCGACGGAGUCUAUUCUUGCCAAAAAUAAAAAUGAUGAUUUAAAUGAGGCAAUAAGUAUUGUAAAUGAUAAUAAUGAAACAAUUAGUGAUGAUAAUAGUACAGCAACAAAUAAUGAAGUGCCAAUACUCACAGAAGUAGAUGUAGAAGAUUUAACUGAAGUUCCUGAAGAUUAUUAUGAUUCAAAAGAUAUCGUACCAACUCCUGCUCCAAAAACUGAUACGUUAUCUGUAAUCUUUGGAUUUGCAGGAAGUGUGGUGGAAAGCGUGGUUUCAAGUGUGGCAGAGAGAGUUGUGCCUAAAAGCUUAUAUGACUUAUUUAAGAGAAUGCAAAGGCAAAGUGAGUUGUUAGAAGCUGAAAAAUUAAGAAGUAAAGAGGAGAAUGGAGGAUUAGGUCAAUUCACUCGUGGUGUACUUAAAAGUAUAUCCUCUGGGUUAAGCAAACCCCUCAGUCAAAUCAUGGCUGGUGUUAGAGAUAUCGGUUCCUUGGAUAGUGACCGUGGUUUCAUCAACAGUUUGGCUUCUGGAGUCAGCAGUGUUGCUGACGUUGCUAAUUCUAUGCUGGAUGUAUUCAAAGACAGGGUCCAAACUAUUUAUCCAGGUACAGUUUGGUGUGGAGGGGGCCACUCUCCCCAGGCUCGAUCGAGCGAUCUUGGGCUAUUUUUCUUUACUGACACCUGCUGCAGAGAGCACGAUGCAUGUAAGAUGUACAUCUUGGCCGGCGAAACUAAAUUUGGGCUUAGUAAUACUGGAUUGUUCACUAGGUCACACUGCAGUUGUGACGCCAAAUUCCGAGAAUGUCUUCAAAAAACCAAUUCUUUAGUGUCAGCACAGAUUGGUCUCACAUACUUCAACGUGCUGGGCCCUCAAUGCUUCAGGAAAGCACAUCCUAUUGUGAAGUGUGUAAGGCGAACCAGGAUCACAAGUCUUAAAUGCGAAGAAUACGAACUCGACUACACGAAACCUAAAAUAUGGCAGUGGUUUGACAACGAGACAUAU
Molecule: messenger RNA, 1644 nt
Organism: Brenthis ino (lesser marbled fritillary)
Lineage: Eukaryota; Metazoa; Arthropoda; Insecta; Lepidoptera; Nymphalidae
Source: the annotation of a GenBank genome assembly